Messenger RNA from Alternaria burnsii, 462 nucleotides. RefSeq lists its product as uncharacterized. The transcript is spliced from 2 exons. The record is from RefSeq and is a predicted model, not a curated record. NCBI's taxonomy places the organism in Eukaryota, Fungi, Ascomycota, Dothideomycetes, Pleosporales, Pleosporaceae. The coding region runs from base 1 to 462 and encodes 153 amino acids.
AUGUCACUACGAGCUCUAUCCCGCGCACCGCGCCAGGUCUGUCUAGCAGCGAGGAGACAGUAUGCGACCAACUAUGAUCAGCGCACCAAAGAAACACUGAAGGUAUCUUCGCGAUUGACGUGGCUCACCACAACCGCCGCCGUCGGUGCCGCGGCCCUCUACUACACCACCAGCUCCUCACCCUCCCCGGCUUCCUCACCCUCUCCAGCCUCCUCCACUUCUCCCAGCCCCCCGGAUCACAGUAAAUCCACUCGGCCGGGACACCGACACGAAUCCGCCUACGCCUCCGACGUCCCCAAGCCCGUUGAAGACCGCCAUGGCGACAGCGUCAACAAACACAGCAUCGCGGCGCACAAGAACCAGAACAAAGUUCGCGAGGGCAAAUUCUCAGGCAAGGAAUUUGACAAUCAUGUGCAAACACAUUCACCGGGGAAGCCUGAAGGUGAUUUCGAGAAGCGGUAG